Ostertagia ostertagi is the source of this 1023-nucleotide messenger RNA. The record is from the annotation of a GenBank genome assembly. Lineage: Eukaryota; Metazoa; Nematoda; Chromadorea; Rhabditida; Trichostrongylidae.
AUGCCUUCCGCAGUGCUCAGUUCCACUUGUGAGGUAGGCACCCCGCCAGGAUGGCGUGUGAUAAAACUGCUCGGAUCAGGAGGCUUUGGUGACGUCUAUAAAGUUCAAAAAGUGAACAAUCCAGACAAAACGGAAUCAGCUAUGAAAACCGAAAUGGUGAUCGGCAAUCGACAAAUGUUGAGGUUGAAAAUUGAAGUGGUGGUGCUGAUGAAAUGUCAUGAGCAAUCGGAUCCCGAUAGGAAAGGCCAUUUUGUCGCAUUUGUCGACCGAGGAAAAACGAUGAAGUUUAAAUUCCUGGUGAUGGGUUUGGUGGGACCUUCACUGGAGGACAUACGAAAGAAGGACUUGGUAAGAAACUACUCGAAAGCAACAGCUAUGCAGUGCUGUAUACAGACCAUGACGGCCGUCCGCGAUCUACACGGCAUCGGAUAUUUACAUCGCGAUAUAAAACCUCAAAACUAUGCUAUUGGACUUGGUCCAAAGGAGUCAACAAUAUAUAUGCUCGAUUUUGGUAUUGCCAAGGAAAUUCUACUGAAAGAGGAACGAAUGAAAGUGAGUGAGUUACCACGGAUCAAAGUGCAUUUCCUCGGAACUCUGAGAUUUGCAUCGCGAGCAUGUCAUAAGCAGAUUGAGCAAGGACGCAAAGACGAUUUGGAAUGCUGGCUGUAUAUGUGCUUCGACUUAUUUGACGACGACAAGGGUUUGCCAUGGAAGAGCGGUACGGUCUUGGCAAUGUAUGAGCUUGCAGUAAGUUCCUGCUACUCGAUAGUUCCAGAAGAUUUCAAGCGAAUUGUUCAGUAUAUCGAUGGGCUGAAGUACGCUGAUGAACCAGAUUACGUAUACCUGCGGAAUUCUCUAGCAGCUAUAGCCAAAGAAGCCAGGGUAGACUUCAACAAGCCACUCGACUGGAUCGGAAUCACCUCCAAGAAACGAAAGAAGCAGAAAUCGGCUAGCGAGGAGACAUCCCUCAUGACAACACAAGAAGACGGCUCAGAGAAAAAGAAUAAGCUUCAAGGAAGAUAG